Messenger RNA from Emericellopsis atlantica, 2815 nucleotides. Its product is annotated as transcription factor Fst12. The record is from RefSeq and is a predicted model, not a curated record. Gene Ontology annotation, cellular component: nucleus; Tec1p-Ste12p-Dig1p complex; Ste12p-Dig1p-Dig2p complex. Gene Ontology annotation, molecular function: DNA-binding transcription factor activity. Gene Ontology annotation, biological process: sexual reproduction; regulation of DNA-templated transcription. The transcript is spliced from 3 exons. Bases 443 to 2587 code for a protein of 714 amino acids. NCBI's taxonomy places the organism in Eukaryota, Fungi, Ascomycota, Sordariomycetes, Hypocreales, Bionectriaceae.
CUGGUCUCGACACGUUCAUUUCGUUUCCUCGCGUGUUUCCAUCACCACGGAACGGCGGAUUCAGCAGCAGCGACCUGCGCGCUUCUUCACAUUCUAUACCGACUCAAUAAGCAGUCGCAACAUCAGCAGCACCUUGACGGUCGUCGCUGAUCUCGGUCACUCUUCAUUAUUCCAAAUUCCGGGCUGGACUCGAAUUACACUCGUCACACCAACACAUCUCAUCGUCAACAAGGAAGGCAGCGCCUCCACUCGUUACACCUCACUCGAACCUCUGUCGCGCGAUAGCUAGAAGACAACCCAGCAAACAAGUGUGUCUAUAUGCCGAAUGCGCAUACACUGUUUACACGCCAUUGAAAGUCAACCCCGUAUUGUCGAAUCCGACGUCACCUACGCUUGCCACGCGCUCCAACCAUUGACUCGAGACCACGGGGAUUAGCGCGGGAUGUACUCUCAAAAUGCGGCCAUGGCAUCCCAAAAGCCUGAGACUUUUAUGCUGAGUACGGAAGCCCAGCAGGCUCUGCCUCACGAUGCCCAGGUUGCACUCAACCAAGUCGACAACUUGAAGUAUUUUCUCAUCUCUGCGCCUGUCGACUGGACGCCUGAACAGUACAUUCGACGAUUCCUGCUCCCGACAGGCGAAUAUGUCUCUUGCGUUUUGUGGAAUAACCUCUUCCACAUUUCGGGAACCGACAUUGUGCGAUGUCUCUCCUUCCGAUUUCAAGCUUUUGGCCGCCCGGUCAAGAACUCCAAGAAGUUCGAGGAGGGCAUCUUCUCAGACCUUCGCAACCUCAAGUCCGGGACCGACGCCUCUCUAGAGGAGCCCAAGAGCCCAUUCCUGGACUUCCUUUACAAGAACAACUGCAUCCGCACACAGAAGAAGCAAAAGGUGUUUUACUGGUAUAGCGUGCCGCACGACAGGCUUUUCCUCGACGCUUUGGAAAGGGAUCUUAAGCGCGAGAAAAUGGGCCAGGAGGCUACGACCAUGGCAGUCAGCGAGCCCGCCCUGUCCUUCCAGUACGACUCGUCGCAGUCCCUGUAUGAACAGCUCACCAAGGCACAGCAAGCCAACUCGUCGUCGUUCAACGCGCAGCAGGCUGGGUUUCCUCAGAGCCAGGGGAACUCGCCGGUCAUGCGGGCUAUGGACUCCAUGCCACCUCCCAUGAUCCCCCAGCAAUCGAUGCCGCAGUCCAUGCAACACUCGAUGGCCCACGCCAUGCCCCAGUCGAUGCCCCCUUUGGCGGAGGGGAUGGACGCAAUCGCACCUUAUGGAAUGACAAUGGCGCCGCAAAUGACGCACCACGUCCCCUCUGUGAAGAGGGAGGCUGAUUUCUCUCGUGUCCACUACAACCAGCACGGCGUGCCCAUCACCCAGGGCCACCAGCGUCACUCCUCCAUGCCCUCAUAUGGUCUGGAAUACUCGCCCGCUCCCUCGUUUGUUUCUUCGCAGUACGAGGAUUACAGCAACCGAGGUCUUUCCUUUGAGCCCAUUACGCCUCCUCAGCAUGCGCUCGGCCUGUCCGCCGAGCCUGCGUACAUUGCCAAUGAGGAGACUGGACUGUACUCGGCUAUUCCUGACCAUGUCCCCGGCAUGAACGGUAUGAAUGGCAUGAUGCACCUGCCCCCCUCCAACAUGGCAGGCACCCAUUUCAACCGCAACAACUACGGUGCAAACAACGUCUACUCUGUGAUCGAAGGUUCGCCGACAUAUAAGCAGAGAAGGCGGCGUUCAUCCAUCCCCACAUCUAUGUCGGCAGUCUCAAACGGUACCAUUACACCCGGCAGCGCUGCUCACAGGCCAUCUGAUCUUAGGCGAUCCAUCUCCGCAUCGAUCGGUCCUGUUGCCGAAGGCGACGAGUCGGCAGGCAACUCUCCUCCUGGCCUGUCUUUCAGCACUGGGGCUUCCAUGGUGCACCAGCACCACAAGGAUGCCGUUGAGAUGUCAAGGCACGGCACGCCCCUCUCCACGGUGGAGGGUAGCCCUUCCAUGAACCCCAUGGCGAUCCAACAGAUCCAACAAGGGUAUGCCCAUGGCGACCUAUCACCCGAAGGUGGCCAUGAGCAUUCUCAACGCACAGGCCCCGGCGUCAAUGGUGCUGUCCGUCGUGCGCGCUCCGCCACUGUGAUGGAGUUGGGACCAUAUCCCCACAAGUCCCACUCCUGCCCGAUUCCCAGCUGCGGUCGUCUCUUUAAGCGGUUAGAACAUCUCAAGCGCCAUGUGCGGACACAUACUCAAGAACGUCCUUACAUCUGCCCCUCUUGCAACAAGGCCUUUUCUCGAUCAGACAACCUAGCCCAGCACAAACGUACCCAUGAGCGCGAGGAUGGUGGCGAGGGUCCCUUCGCGUUGUCCGGCGAGGAAGAGGAAGACUUUUCGGGCGAGGAUCAGCUCGGAGCCCUCGAAGAGGCCUCGCCGUCGUCCGAGCAUGCCUAUGUGACUGGCUCGCUUAAUUCGCUCGGUCAAUCCCAUGGUGGCCUGGCAGCCCCGGCAACGAUCACGCCAAAUCAGACAUACACCUCGAACAUGCAGACUCUGAGCAUGCCCAUGACCAUGAGUCAUACGGGUUCCGUCAACGCUGGCGGUAUUUGAGUACAAUGUCGAGCCUUUUGAAAUUAUGUGGCCCUGCUGUCACAUUAUCCUCAUCUGCGCAACUUCUCAUAGCUCAUGUCGAGCUCUCCAUUUCUCACCACAUGUGUCAAACGCACCACCUUUUCUCAUUAUUACGUCUUUUAUUUACGGGUUUCUUUAUGAAUGGAGCGUCUGUUGGAGGAUAGUAGACAUUUCGCCCGGGUACAAGGCGAAUUUUCCGUGAUCUUG